Clonostachys solani is the source of this 291-nucleotide messenger RNA. The record is from the annotation of a GenBank genome assembly. Lineage: Eukaryota; Fungi; Ascomycota; Sordariomycetes; Hypocreales; Bionectriaceae.
UGGUAUGUCGAGGUCACUUUGCAUACCAAGGACUUUUGCAUGCUCUCCGUCAUCGGUUUCAAAACGAACCGCGCCGACGAGGUUGUGGCCUCGGAUGAGCUGCCUAUCGGCGGACGUGACUACUUCGAGUCCCUCCAAACUGGAGAAGAACUGCGUUCAAGGGAGCUUGCCCGUGGCUUGAUGGUGGCGGCCCUGCCAUAUUGGAAGGGCAAGCGACGCGGAAAUCGCGAACGUGUAAACCAGAGUCUACGGAGUGGUUUCACCUCCCGAUUCAGUAAUAGCAAGAAAUGA